AUGAAAGUGUAUUUGAAGGAAUACUAUGUCCUGGGCAUGCCGAAUGAAUUUGUUGAGCCUUUAGAUUUAGCAAAGAGAUUGAGAACAAAGAUAUGCACACCAGUAGAUAUACUUAGAAAAGUAAAAUGCAUGAUAACACCUCUCAGCAUAAAUAGAAGCGAUGUUAGAGAAAUACAGCGAUUAUCAAACUAUUUAUAUCUCAUUUCUACUAGGAACAAAAUAUUUGUGUCUCUGGUGUUUAAUAUGGACAUGGCUGAUCAGUUAAUUGAUUUUAAAACGAUUAUUAUUCACAAAGUUUAUGAAGGAAUAUAUUAUCAUGUGGAUGUUUGCUUAUGA
Molecule: messenger RNA, 336 nt
Organism: Ordospora pajunii
Lineage: Eukaryota; Fungi; Microsporidia; Ordosporidae
Exons: 1
Coding region: 1-336 (111 amino acids)
Source: RefSeq, a predicted model, not a curated record